AUGCAAUAUUUACUCAGAAAUUUCAUUCGCUUACCCCUCUACCACUAUUCCUAAUCCACUCCCUCUAUUGCAUCCACCCUUAAGAAUCUCUCUCCCUCUUAGCUAACUCAAUUCAAUCAACUCAUAUCAAAUGAAGACGAGAAACAACUUAAAUUAAUUGCCUAUUUAGUUCAAAAGCUAAAGCCAGGAUUAGUACCAUUUAAAUAGGUAUUGCUCCAAUAAAUCAGAAACAAAUCAAUUGAAUCGAAUUAGGAUUUGGAAUACGCAAUCAAAUUGAUUCAAAAAUUACAAAAUCCAGAAUUCUAUCUCAAUGAAUAUAUCAAUACUAUUCAAGAAAAGAGAAUACAUUCAUGCCUUAUUCAAAUAAACUACAAAUAUCCUGGUCUUUGCUCAAAUGAAUAAUUAAUUAAAAUUAAAUAGCAAUUUCCAGAAUGCACUCAAGAAAUGGUCAUCAAACUUACUUAACUUAAACAGUGUCAAUCCAAACAACAAAUAUAUUAGAAGAUCCAAACAUUCACACCCAGAGAUAUACCUGAAUAGCAUAAUCAACCUGAACAAUUAGAAAAACAUAAAUUUGUUACUCAAGGUAAGAUUGUAUUAAGAUUUCCUCCUGAACCCAAUGGAUACCUCCAUUUGGGACAUGUUAGAUCAAUUAGAUUGAACUUUCAUUCUGCUGAAUAAUUAAAUGGCCAUUGCUAUCUAAGAUAUGAUGAUACCAAUCCUGCUAAUGAGAAGUAAAUUUAUAUUGAUGAAAUUGAAGACAAUGUAAAAUGGUUUGGACAUAAACCAACUCAUAUCACAUAUGCUUCAGAUUACUUCCCAUUUAUUUUUGAUUGUGCACUCAAAUUGAUAAAAGAAAACAAAGCCUUCGUUUGCGAAUAGAAUAGAGAGGAUAUGAAGGAAUACAGAAAAAACAAGUAGCCAUCACCCUAUAGGGAUAGAGAAAUAGAUGAAAGUUUGCGUAUUUUCAAAGAGAUGCAGGAGGGGAAACAUCCUGAAAGCAAAUACACACUAAGAUUAAAAAUUGACUAUCAACAUGCCAAUCCCACUCUUAGGGAUCCAGUAAUCUAUCGAGUUUUGUAUACUGAGCAUCCCAAAAGUGGGGAUAAAUGGAAGGUGUAUCCCAUGUAUGAUUUUGCUCAUUGCAUUUGCGAUUCAAUAGAGAACAUUACUCAUUCCCUUUGUACCUUGGAAUUUGAGAUUCGAAGGGAACUUUAUUAUUGGAUAUUAACGAAUCUGAAUCUGUAUAAGCCAUUUGUGUAUGAGUUUUCACGCUUAAACGUUUCCAACAACAUGCUGUCCAAACGAAAGAUUGGGAAGAUGAUAGAAAUGGGCAUUGUUAAGGGGUGGGAUGAUCCCAGAUUAUUGACUUUGGCUGGACUGAAGAGAAGGGGUUACACUCCUUAGGCUAUUAAUGAGUUCAUCGAUCAAGUGAGUGUGCCAAGGGGAGGCAAUGAAUAAAUCAUCUCUAUCAAACUGUUGGAGAAUUGUAUAAGGAAGGAAUUGGAAAAAACGGUUCCUAAGAUCAUGGCCAUUCUGAAUCCAAUCUUGAUUGAUGUUGAAAUUGAUAAUAAUACAAUAAAAUAAGUUUACGUUUAAUAAGAUGAUGUGAAGGUGGUUGGGAGUCCUGAUUUCUAUGGUUUAACACCAAAUAAGUAGGUUUGCCUAAGGUUUUUUGGAGUAAUCCUUUGUGAAAGUAUCAUUUCGGAGGAUGAGAGGGUCAAACACAUAAAAGUAAAAUUAGUAACCACAGAUUUGGAUGAGAGGAAGAAAUUAAAAGGGUAAAUAAACUGGUUAGAUAAAAAUGAUUGCAUCAAUGCAACUGUGAAUGAGUAUUCCUAUCUGUUUGAUACUGAGAAUCCUGCUGACAUUCCGGAAUUCUGGAAUAAUAUUAAUAAAAACUCAUUGCGAAUCUAUGACGUCAAAGUUCCCAAGGCUUUAGAAUACAGAAUUGGAGAUAGAUUCUAAUUUGAGCGUAACGGAUUUUAUAUAGUUGAUUCCAUUAAGGAUGGGCAUAUCUAUUUCAACAAGAUAGUUGGACUUGCAGAAGGAGAAAAGAAAAGUCUAAAGUGA
This is a messenger RNA of Paramecium tetraurelia, 2073 nucleotides long. RefSeq lists its product as uncharacterized. Lineage: Eukaryota; Ciliophora; Oligohymenophorea; Peniculida; Parameciidae. Gene Ontology annotation, molecular function: glutamine-tRNA ligase activity; ATP binding. The transcript is spliced from 2 exons. The record is from RefSeq and is a predicted model, not a curated record. Gene Ontology annotation, biological process: translation; glutaminyl-tRNA aminoacylation. Gene Ontology annotation, cellular component: cytosol.